GGAGUGAAAGAUAACUUGGAAACUCCAGGGGAGAAAAAUGGCUAAUUUGGAUUAAGUUGCUCAGGUUUGUGUUUUGGGUUGUGUCACACUUGUGUUGAGAAAUGCCCCUGUCAUCUAAUGCCUGCAGUUUAUGUUCAGAACCAGGGGCAGCACGGAGAGGAUUUGGGGUGGGGAAUUUUCUUCAGCCACCAGGAAGAAAGUCUGAUCUGUGCACUGAAAGGAGAUGGUUCUCCAGGGUGUAAAAAUGUGAUCCUGGCACCAAAGGGUCAGCUCUAGAACAAAAUCAGAAAGCUGGAGAACUGAAGAUUCAACCCUUCCCAGGUUAGAGAGUGCGAAAGGCUGCGAGCUGAGCUCCCUGAAGCGGCGGUGAAGGUGGCAGCAGCGGCGGCGGCGGCGGCAGCGCGGCUCGGUCGGUCUCUGGCCCAUUCACUCCGCGCCUUCGGCAGGCGCCACUGCAGCCGCGCAGCGGGGGCUCCCUCCUUGCAGCCAGCUGGCAGUCCAGCCUGGUGCCUCCGCGAAGGAAAGGGGCGCGCGGAGACGUGUUCGAGGUGGAAUCGGCGAGGAUCUCUCCGGCGCCCUUCACUCCUUGGUCGCCUUGCUUGCCAGCAGUUGCUCCGUUAGUCCUUGGCUCGCUUGCACACCCCCUCCCGCUACAGGGAGCGGUUUUGGGUGGUGUGGUCUCCAUCCUCUUCUUGGCUGGUGGGAACGGUGUGCUCAAAGGGGAAGCCUAGUGAGACCGGCCCCUUUCAGCCCCGCGCCAAUGAGUGCCAGGGCACCGAAGGAGCUGAGGCUGGCGUUGCCGCCGUGUCUCCUCAACCGGACCUUUGCUUCCCCUAACGCCAGCGGCAGCGGCAGCAUGGGUGCCCGUAGCCCAGGCGCAGGCGGCAGCGGCACCUGCAUCACGCAGGUGGGACAGCAGCUCUUCCAGUCCUUCUCCUCUACGCUGGUGCUGAUUGUCCUGGUCACCCUCAUCUUCUGCCUCAUCGUGCUGUCCCUCUCCACGUUCCACAUCCACAAGCGUAGGAUGAAGAAGCGGAAGAUGCAGAGGGCUCAGGAGGAAUAUGAAAGGGAUCACUGCAGCGGCAGCCGUGGUGGCGGAGGGCUACCCCGACCCAGCAGGCAGGCCCCAACCCACGCAAAGGAAACCCGGCUGGAGAGGCAGCCCCGGGACUCUCCCUUCUGCACCGCCUCCAAUGCCACCACCUCCUCCUCUUCAUCCCCUGGCCUCCCGUGCCAGGGUCCCUGUGCUCCUCCGCCUCCACCGCCAGCCUCCAGUCCCCAAGGAGCACACGCAGCUUCCUCCUGUUUGGACACAGCUGGCGAGGGCCUUUUGCAAACGGUGGUACUGUCCUGAUCGUCUAGCCCCUCUCCUUCCUCAUCCUCAUUUCCAGCAUCUUUGCCAUCCUUGCUUUUCUCCUCCUUCCUUCCUUUUCCAUUUUCCUCUGGCCCCUUUCCUGUUCCUGGUUUCCUUACCCUCCCCUUACUCUUGUUUCUCCUCCGCCGAGGCACUGUGCGGUAUUUGUAAAUAUUGGGCGAGGAAAGUCUCUGAAGAAGAAAUAACGCUGAUAAUAAUACUUUAAUAAUAUUUAUAUAGUAAUUAUUAUACUAAUAACACAAUCCAAGCGCAUGACAAAUCACAUAAUUUCUCAUUGUCAGUGAAGGAUGCAUCUUCUCACUCCACCCCGCGCUCCCCUCAAUUAGGAGGAGAAACCGCACAAGCUACCAAAUAUAUAAAAGGCAUUGAUUCCGGAGCAGAGAGAGGGGAGGGGGCCCAGUAAUGUACAUAGCUGUCAAGUUAAGGUUUAGUUUCCUUCCUUCCCCUCUGACCCCUAAGCUGUCACUUUUCCUUUAGCUUUUCUCACCUCCCCAUUCCCACCCUCAGCAGGGCUCAGGCAAUAGUAUAUAAAGAAAACGUCUAUAUGAAGCACCAGGACUGCAAGAGGCCAUGGAGAAAGUCCCCGGAAAGCGUUCAUGACAGGUACCCCUUGCCAGUCAGCCCAUUUCUCACCCCUUGGUUAAACAUUACCUUUUCCAGGACAGAGCAUUUGAUUUACUUUUUAAAAUGUCCCUCGCUGGCCGAGCAUAAGUACAUUAAAAUCUUUAAAUACGUUUUUUUAAAAAACUAAUGCUUUCACUCCCUGCCCUACCCCCACCUGUACACCUUUGACUUGUGACAUUUUCAGGAUUUAGAGGAUCUGGGAGCUGUCCAGUCAGGUCUGGUGCUGAAGUCGCCUCAUCGUCCUGGUUACUUCCUCUAGUUGUGAAGGCGGAGGAGGGGCUUUUUGGAAAGUGACUAUUCUGGCUUUUGGUUGGGUUCUUUCUUCUUUUUCUACAAUCGGGUUAGCGUGUACUAUUGGUUUUCUUAUUAUUAAACAUUGCAUACGUUAUCUUUUUGUAAAAAAAAAAAAGUAUUAGGUGAUGUGUAGUACUGAAAGUGCAGUAUCUAACCAACUAGAAUGUUUGUUUUAUUUUUAGAACAAGUGCACCUUUGUUAUAUAUUUAUAAUAUUGGUACCAAAUACAGAAAAAAAGACUAUAGUUCUGUACUAUGUCCUCCAAACUGUAUAUUAUUGUUCUUAAUUUCCAGCUGUUGAUAUAAUGGUUACCACUGGAUGAGAAAUUCAGUGGUGCAGACCUGGCUUCUGCUGUUUCCAGAAGUUUUCUUUUGUACCUUAUCCUGUAGUAGACUGUUAUAAAAAGAUGACACACAUGCUUUAUUUUUUUCUUUUGCAAAUAAUAGAAAAAAAAAAACACAACCACAGAAACAAAUAAUGGAUGUGCAGGAAUGCCAUCUAUUAAAAAACAUAGUUAAUA
This is a messenger RNA of Cebus imitator (Panamanian white-faced capuchin), 2813 nucleotides long. It is a transcript of the gene CUNH11orf87, whose product is annotated as chromosome unknown C11orf87 homolog. The record is from RefSeq and is a predicted model, not a curated record. The coding region runs from base 761 to 1354 and encodes 197 amino acids. Lineage: Eukaryota; Metazoa; Chordata; Mammalia; Primates; Cebidae. The transcript has 3 exons.